AUGACGAUUAUUUCUAGACCAUUGAGUGUUGUUGAAAACUUCUUCCGUAGUAGAACUGCAGUUGGUUACUAUACAAAUUUCCAAUUAACCGCCACUUAUUCUGAAAAGAUUUCUUUAGAAUUAUUAGGAAAAGCAUUGAGAAAGACAUUAAUUGAUUAUCAUAUAUUGGCUUGUAAUAUCCAGAAGGGAACUGAAUAUUGCUCUUAUGAACCAAUCGAGGAAAUAUACCUCAAUGAUAUUGUUGAAAGUCAAAUCAAUGAUGAAAUAUCUGAAGAAUUUUUAAAAAAAGUUUCAGAUAUACAAUUUCAAUUAUAUACCAAUAAGCCACUCUUCAAAGUAAUUUUACUUGGAAAUUUUAAAAUUUGUGCAAUUUUUGAACAUUCAAUUGCUGAUGGAAUUGCAGGAGUUCACUUCCAUGAAAUCUUAAUUGAAAACUUUGAUUUCAUUCAAAGAAAUCCAAUUGAAUUUGAACAAGAAUAUGGCUGGGUUGGAAUUAAUUCUCCAAUUUUCAAUUUGAAUCAAGAUCAAGAUAAGAUAAAAUAUUCACUCCCACCACCAGUUGAUUACUUUUUGGAACAUUAUAAUGUAGAUUAUUCCAAUAAUGAUCCAAAUCAUUACUCCAAGAUAACCCCUCCUGGAUAUGAAAAAUGGAAGGGAAGAUUCCCAAGUUGUAGAGAAUUUAGUUCAGCGUUUAAAUUGGUUAAUAUUUCACCAAUUAAAAUAAACCAAAUAUUACAAAAAUGUAAAAAAGAAGGGGUCACUCUAACGGCAUUUAUUGAAGUUGUCGAAGCCCUUACCCUUCAACCAGUAUUUGGAGAUUCAUGUUACACAUCACACAAAGUUGCCAUGAAUUUACGUCGUCAUUUAUCCGUUGAAGGUGAUUUAGGUAAACAUUUAGAAAAUUAUCCAAACCAUAAGGUUCUUGGAACUAUGGCACAUAUGGGAUUAUCAGAAAAUUUCCCUCCAAUUAAGGAAUUUUCAUGGGAUUUAGUAAGGUCUGUUAAUAGCAACAUUUUACAAAGUGUUGCCAAUAAAAAGGUAUUGAAUGUAUCUAAGGCAUUUAAUGACAUUGCCAGUCCCAUUGACGAUAACAAAGAAAUCUUCACUUCACAAGCAGGGAAAACAAGACCAGACGCUAUCAAGAUUUCAAAUUUAGGAUUUGUUCAAGCAUCUUCAGGUAAUUGGAAUAUAACUGAUGUUGUAUUUUCUCAAGAUUUGGCAGUCAUUGCCGCAGACUUUAUGCUUAAUAUUGUUUCUACAAAAGCUGGAGGAUUGAAUUUUGUAUUAAGUUUUAUAGACAAUCCAGAGCUUGAAUUGACCGAUGUUGCUAAUACUUUGAAAGAUAAUCUUUUAAAGUUUGCCUUAGAAUGA
Messenger RNA from [Candida] anglica, 1371 nucleotides. NCBI's taxonomy places the organism in Eukaryota, Fungi, Ascomycota, Pichiomycetes, Serinales, Debaryomycetaceae. The record is from the annotation of a GenBank genome assembly.